Molecule: messenger RNA, 321 nt
Organism: Microsporum canis CBS 113480
Lineage: Eukaryota; Fungi; Ascomycota; Eurotiomycetes; Onygenales; Arthrodermataceae
Exons: 2
Coding region: 1-321 (106 amino acids)
Source: RefSeq, a predicted model, not a curated record
AUGGCAGGAGUGGAUAUGAAGGGAAGUCAAGUUAUGGGGGGCUCUACGGGAAGAGGGGGCGCAUAUGCACUGUCGCUUAAAGCGGCAAACGAGGCCAGGAUAAUGUAUAGUGGUAGCGAGAGGGUGACGAGGAAGAAGGCCAAGAGGGAAAAGGCAGCGAGUGCCAUCUGUGUGGGCAUGGGUAUACCACAAGCAUCCAACCACAAAAACCACCGCGAACCUGGGCAAGAAGACAAAACUGUUCGUCAGAACAAGAAUAUAGAGGUCACCAGCAGUGCCAAUGUAUUUAGUCACCAGAUGAAGUCUAGAGUGAAUGAGUAA